GACAGACAGACAGAGAGAGACAGAGAGAGAGAGAGUGUAAAGCAAACCGGGAGGGAGGUAUAUAGGAGACAGUGAGAGACGGGAGGCGACCCGAGGAUUUCAGACGCGGAAGUGCGCUCCGCGAGUGGACUUCAACCGCACCUGAACAGUGAGAGCGGCGGAGCGCAGCGGCCAUGGAGCAGCAUGAACUGACGGACCUAGUCCAUGGGCACUCAGCACCACUGUUGGGCAACGAGGACAAGCUCGUCUAUUACUAUGUUCUUGUGGCAAAGCGGACUGGGAAGGCCGAUGUGCGGAAUCGAUACCUGGAGCUGCUGAGGCAGAAGGGCUUUGUAGUGACGGAAAAGAGUGACAAGCAGAGGCUGUUCUUCGGGAUUCACGCUGGGGACGAGAUCUUCCAGAAAUACACACGGCUCCUGGCCAAUACUGAGCUGUGCAGGGACAAGAAUGAGCCAACCCGGUGUACCAGAAUUCGAAUUGUUGAUUUCAUCCUGAGGACAACAAACUGUUACGCUGACCGUGACUGCAAAUGCCACGUGCUGAGGUCUUUGUUGGAAGAUAAGACGUUCGUGGCAGCGUUUCCGCUACACGAGGAAAAUCUCCCGGAGAGAGAGAAGAAAUUAUGGGAUGGCUGGGCCCGCUGGGGCCGUCUGUUUCACAAGCAGCCGGUGAAUGAGAUCAGGCAGUAUUUUGGGGAGCGAGUAGCUCUGUACUUUGCCUGGUUGGGCUGGUACACCACCAUGCUGAUUCCGGCUGCUGCCUUUGGAGUUCUCAUGUUUCUGUGUGCCUUCGUCUUCUUCAACAAUCAAAUUAGUAAGGAGAUCUGUAAUGCUAACACCACCAUCAUGUGCCCGCUGUGUGACCAGCGAUGCCCGCUGUGGAAACUCUCCGAGACCUGCACACAUGCCAAGGUCACAGAACUGUUCGACCAUGAAAUAACCGUCUUCUUUGCCAUGUUUAUGGCCAUCUGGGCCACUAUCUUCAUGGAGGUUUGGAAGCGGUCGCGAGCCAGCAUAGUCCACCAAUGGAACUUGUACCACUGGGACGAGGAUGAGGAGGAUUUGGCUCUGCGGCAGAUCUACAACCCCGAGACUGCACUGCGGCGGUACCGGCACUCGUACACUCGCACCAGCCUGGUCCUGCUGCUCAGCUGUCUCAUGAUCAUACUGAUGAUCGGCAUCGCGUUGGCCAUUGUGAUCAGCCGUGUGGUCGUCACCAUCUUUUUCACCAAUUCCGGGCUGGAGUUCCUGCGUGACCACGCCAACACCGGAGCCGUGAUGAUCGGGGCGCUGCUUCACUUCCUCACCAUCAUCAUCAUGACCAAGGUGAACCACUUUGUGGCUCUGAAGCUGUGUGAUUUAGAGAAGCCACGGACGGAGCUGGCGCGAGAGAACAACUUCACAGUGAAAAUGUUCACUUUCCAGUUCUUCACCAUGUUCUCCUCCAUCGUCUACGUUGCUUUCUUCCUGGGCCGGAUUAACGGGCAUCCCAACAACUAUGUGAGAAUAGCCAGCAAGUGGAGACUUGAGGAGUGUCACCCCAGUGGCUGUAUGACCGACCUCUUCAUCCAGAUGGCCAUGAUCAUGUUUCUGAAGCAGAUCUUGAGCAGCACCCUGGAGUACUGCAUCCCAUCCUUCAAACGUAAGUGGAAUCAUCGGCGAGUGACGAGUGACGAGAGCAACACGGACCCCACGAUGGCUCACUGGCUGCAGAACUACAGCCUGAACACAGUCGGCUCCUUCAGCCUGUUCAAAGAGUUCCUGGAAAUGGUGAUCCAGUACGGUUUCACCACCAUCUUCGUGGCGGCAUUCCCGCUCGCUCCAUUACUGGCUUUGAUCAACAACCUGCUGGAGAUCAGGCUGGACGCUCGCAAGAUGCUGGUGCUGCAGAAACGGGCCGUGCCACGCAAAGCUAACGACAUCGGGAUCUGGCUGCCAGUGCUGGAGGCCAUCGGCGUUCUGGCUGUGAUUGGCAACGGGCUGGUGAUCUCCAUCACAUCCGAUUUCAUCCCUCGCCUCGUUUACAAGUAUCAGUAUGGGCCGUGUGCAAGAGGACACAGCACAGAAGACUGUCUGACGGGCUACAUUAACAACAGCCUGUCUGUGUUCUACUUGAACAAGAUGGACAACAAAACACAGCCGAGGAUCACCAACUCCGAGCUGGAGAUCACGUACUGCAGGUAUCGGGAUUACAGGAACUCCCAGGAUUAUGGUUACACAGUGCAGUUCUGGCACAUUCUGGCAGCUCGCUUGGCGUUCCUCGUCUUAUUUGAGAACGUGGCUUUGUGUGUUAAGUACAUUGCUGCGUGGUAUGUGCCUGAUGUUCCCAUUACGGUGAAAAAUCAAUAUCUGACACGGACCAACAGUCGUUUGGAGGAGAGACACAAGCAUUUGCUGAAUGAGAAUCAGCGGCCCCUGUUGGUUAACUUGCAUAGUGACGUGCGAUCCACUGAUGUGUGAGGCGUGUGUGAUGUGUGCUGAGGUGACGUCUCGAGAUUCCCAUCACGGCACUGGACUCUCCGCCACAGAAUGCCUCCGAUCACAGCAGCACAGCAACGCCAGAGAAUAUGUCUCACAGCAAAUCAGUUCUGGGUUUGUUCCGGAUCAAUGCAGACACAAGGAGCACUUGCAGCAAUGAGCACCAGCUCCGAGCAUUCGAAAGCCCAGGUAUCAGAGGGCUGGUUACAUACAGAGGAAACGGGGGAAUGGUUUCCCUCGACCACAGGAAAUGAACCUCAUGUGAUUGCAGCUUCGACACGGUAAAGGUCAGAAAUUGCUAAUCUAUGGCAACCAUGGAAAUUGCAACACAAGAGGCCAUUCCCCAUCGUGUCUGUGCUGGUGCUCGCUUCCACACUGGAGCUCUCUACUCUAAUCCCAUUCCCUGUACCCUUUUGUAUUGAUUUGCUUCAAAUGUUCAUCCAGUUUGUUUCAAAAACUUUGUUGCCACAAACAGCCAUGGAGUAGCUAAGCAAUUUUAUCUGGGGGGUUGUUGGCCACGACAGCGGGAGAAACUCUUCUCUUUUCAUAUAGUGCUAUGGGAUCUUUAACAUCCAUCUGAAAAGGCUGACGGGACCUGGAGCUCUGGCCAGCUUGGAGAUGGGGGGGGGGGAAGACUAUGUACUGUUGACGAUAACAUGCUUGAAUCUUAAUUGCAGUGAAAUGAAAUAUUAAUUUUUUUUACAUUUUUUUAAGUGUAAAUAGUGACAAUUGAUUCCAGAUUUUGUUGAUUUUUGUUAAAGUGAAAUAUAGGUUUUUAA
Molecule: messenger RNA, 3256 nt
Organism: Callorhinchus milii (elephant shark)
Lineage: Eukaryota; Metazoa; Chordata; Chondrichthyes; Chimaeriformes; Callorhinchidae
Gene: ano9b
Product: anoctamin 9b
Exons: 24
Coding region: 174-2459 (761 amino acids)
Biological process (GO): chloride transmembrane transport
Cellular component (GO): plasma membrane
Molecular function (GO): chloride channel activity; protein dimerization activity
Source: RefSeq, a predicted model, not a curated record